AUGCGUGAGAUUGUUCACCUCCAGACCGGCCAGUGCGGUAACCAGAUUGGUGCUGCCUUUUGGCAAAACAUCUCUGGCGAGCACGGCCUCGACAGCAAUGGCGUUUACAAUGGCACCUCUGAGCUCCAGCUCGAGCGCAUGAGCGUCUACUUCAACGAAGCUUCCGGCAACAAGUAUGUCCCUCGCGCCGUCCUCGUCGACUUGGAGCCCGGUACCAUGGAUGCUGUUCGCGCCGGCCCCUUCGGCCAGCUUUUCCGCCCCGACAACUUCGUCUUUGGCCAGUCCGGUGCCGGCAACAACUGGGCCAAGGGUCACUACACCGAAGGAGCUGAGCUUGUCGACCAGGUCCUUGACGUCGUCCGCCGCGAGGCUGAGGGCUGCGACUGCCUUCAGGGCUUCCAGAUUACCCACUCCCUUGGUGGAGGUACUGGUGCCGGUAUGGGUACUCUGUUGAUCUCCAAGAUUCGCGAGGAGUUCCCCGACCGCAUGAUGGCUACCUUUUCCGUCGUUCCCUCCCCUAAGGUUUCCGACACCGUUGUUGAGCCCUACAACGCCACUCUCUCCGUCCACCAGCUGGUUGAGAACUCCGAUGAGACCUUCUGCAUUGAUAACGAGGCUCUCUACGACAUCUGCAUGCGUACUCUUAAGCUCUCUAACCCCUCGUACGGCGACCUGAACCAUCUCGUCUCUGCCGUCAUGUCCGGUGUCACUACCUGCCUGCGUUUCCCUGGUCAGCUGAACUCUGACCUGCGUAAGCUGGCCGUCAACAUGGUUCCUUUCCCCCGUCUUCACUUCUUCAUGGUCGGAUUCGCUCCCCUGACCAGCCGUGGUGCCCACUCUUUCCGCGCUGUCAGCGUUCCUGAGCUCACCCAGCAGAUGUUCGACCCCAAGAACAUGAUGGCUGCCUCUGACUUCCGCAACGGUCGCUACCUGACCUGCUCUGCCAUCUUCCGUGGUAAGGUCGCCAUGAAGGACGUCGAGGACCAGAUGCGCAACGUCCAGAACAAGAACUCUUCUUACUUCGUCGAGUGGAUCCCCAACAAUGUCCAGACCGCCCUCUGCUCCAUUCCUCCCCGCGGCCUCAAGAUGUCCUCCACCUUUGUCGGUAACUCUACCGCCAUCCAGGAGCUCUUCAAGCGUGUCGGUGAGCAGUUCACUGCCAUGUUCCGUCGCAAGGCUUUCUUGCAUUGGUACACUGGUGAGGGUAUGGACGAGAUGGAGUUCACUGAGGCUGAGUCCAACAUGAACGACUUGGUCUCUGAGUACCAGCAGUACCAGGACGCUGGUGUUGAUGAGGAGGAGGAGGAGUACGAGGAUGACGCCCCCCUGGAGGAGGAGGUUUAA
Molecule: messenger RNA, 1344 nt
Organism: Colletotrichum graminicola M1.001
Lineage: Eukaryota; Fungi; Ascomycota; Sordariomycetes; Glomerellales; Glomerellaceae
Product: beta-tubulin
Exons: 7
Coding region: 1-1344 (447 amino acids)
Biological process (GO): microtubule cytoskeleton organization; mitotic cell cycle
Cellular component (GO): cytoplasm; microtubule
Molecular function (GO): structural constituent of cytoskeleton; GTP binding; GTPase activity
Source: RefSeq, a predicted model, not a curated record